UCAUCUUGCUGUCCCCAGCUUAAGCAAAGACAAGGAUGGCUUCUUAUGCCAGUGUGCUUCUGUCAACUUUGCUCAUCUUCACUAUCAUUGCAUCAGUGAGUGUCAAUUUUUCGGAAAGCACAAGAAGUUUCACAAUGGUAAAUGACUGCGAGGAAACAGUAUGGCCUGGAAUUACCCACGGUGAGAACUUCAGUGGCGGUGGUUUUGCAAUAAAACCAGGCCAGUCUGUUGUCUAUACAGCUUCACCUGGGUGGGGUGGCCGCAUAUGGGCUCGAACUGGUUGCAAUUUUGACAAAAAUGGUAACGGCACGUGUCAAACUGGCGACUGUGGCACCACCCUCAAUUGCACUAGCCCGGGUAACCCACCUGCCUCCCUUGCAGAGUUUAGCCUUGGAGAAGUCGAUUUUUAUGAUGUAAGCCUUGUAGAUGGCUUUAAUUUGCCUAUAGUUGUCAAAGCUAUUAAUGGUAAAGGCAAUUGCAGCACUGCUGGGUGUGAUGGAGAUUUGAGGCAAAAUUGCCCGUCGGAGCUUGCCCUUAAGGCCAACGGAAAGGUUAUAGCUUGCCGGAGUGCAUGCGAGGUGUUCGACACUGACGAGUAUUGUUGUAGAGGAAUGCAUGGAAAUCCCGGGACAUGUUUACCUACAAACUACUCCAGGAGUUUCAAACAAGUAUGCCCAGCAGCGUAUAGCUAUGCAUUUGAUGAUCCUACCAGUCUUACAACUUGCUCUGGAGCAGACUACAUUAUAGCCUUUUGUGCAUCAAGGAACCAAACAGUGUGCUCUUACCAUGACAAGCAGCUUGCCUGUGACCAAUCAAAGGGCAUAAGACCAGUCUCUCACGGAUGGUGGGUCCCAAUGCUUGUGUUACCCUUGAUGUAUAAAUUUUCGGUAAUUUUUUAGCAAAUUCUGUAAAAAGAUGAAAAAGGAUGUGCCCACCAUUCCUUUUCACUCUCGUUUGUGUGUACAUAAUUUUCUCUAGGACAAAUGGAUAUGAAAACACUAGACAUUUGAGCAAAGAGAAGCACUAAGACGCAAGAUUCUAUCAACAAAAAAGUGUGAAAAAGUGGAAUAAAAACAAAAAAAGCUCACAAAACUUAAAUCUUGUCAA
Molecule: messenger RNA, 1107 nt
Organism: Alnus glutinosa
Lineage: Eukaryota; Viridiplantae; Streptophyta; Magnoliopsida; Fagales; Betulaceae
Product: pathogenesis-related thaumatin-like protein 3.5
Exons: 3
Coding region: 36-899 (287 amino acids)
Biological process (GO): defense response
Cellular component (GO): extracellular region
Source: RefSeq, a predicted model, not a curated record